Tarenaya hassleriana is the source of this 822-nucleotide messenger RNA. RefSeq names its product UPF0496 protein At4g34320-like. NCBI's taxonomy places the organism in Eukaryota, Viridiplantae, Streptophyta, Magnoliopsida, Brassicales, Cleomaceae. The transcript is spliced from 2 exons. The record is from RefSeq and is a predicted model, not a curated record. The coding region runs from base 1 to 822 and encodes 273 amino acids.
AUGACAAAGCUGUCGAAGAUUUUCGGUAUCCGACGCAGAAUUCCUGUCUUGACGGCGCGGAAGAGACGGAGCUCUUCGUCUCCUUCUCUUUCUUCUAGGGUUCCCAUCCAACCACAAAACCCAGAGCCCGUCAGCUCCAACGGCCUCAAGAUCCGAUCAGCGUCGUACGAUUCUCUCAGCACACUAACCGGUUGCAUCGACACCAUGAACGAAGAUGUCCGACAGCUCUUCCUGUCUUCCGACAGGGAUCUUCGGAAGAACCCAGAUCUGCUUGACCUGGCCAACGAUUUCUUCAACACAAAUGCUGAAUUAUAUGUUCUCUGUGAAUCUCUGAAGAAAUCUCUGGGGAAAGCUGAUCUUGGAGAAACCCUAAUUCUCCACAUUCUCUCUGGUUUCGUGGAGGAAAAGAGAGAAGAAGGGAAUUUCAGCAAAACUCUCCAGAAUCUUAGGAGUUUCAAAGAUUUCACCAGCGACGACCCUUUCGCCGGAGAAUUCACCAAGCUGUUUAAGAGCUGUCACGCCGAUCUCGUCAAGGUGAUCGGAAAACUGAAUCUGACGACCAAAAAGCUCAACAGGAAACUCCGGAGAAUACGCCGGCGCCGGAGAGUUACGAUAACGCUGUUCCUCGCGGCGGUUGCCACCGUGGUUAUCUCCGCUGUCCUGGUCGGUGUAACGGUGGCUCCGCCGGUGCUGGCAGCGUUGGGGGCCGCCGUCUCCGCUUCGAGUUCCCAAGGAGUGAAGGGUGCGGCCGCUAUUUGUGUCCAGAAGUUUCUAGCCUUGGCGAUUGUUAUCUUCGGGAUUGUUACCGUGCUGCCCGCUUGA